AUGGGUCUCCCCAUCUUGAAAAUGUAUUACGAUGUCCAUUGCUUCCAACGGGAGGAAUCAGGACUCUGGAUGAUCCUUGUUGGAAAGACCGGAGGUGGGAAGAGUGCUACAGGAAACACCAUUCUUGGCCAAAUAUUCGUGAUCGACACUCCAGACCUUUUUGACCCCUCCAGCUGGAUACCGCUGCCAGAGAUCAGGCGUUGCAUUGAUCUCUCCAGGCCCGGCCCUCACGCCUCGGUGUUUGUGACCCAGGUGUGCCGCUUCACUUCAGAAGACGAGGCAGCAGUCAAUCAAAUCCGGGUUGUGUUUGGCAAAGAGGCCUCCAGGCACAUGGUCAUCCUCUUCACUCUCAAGGAGGACUUAGAUGGAGAUACCUUGGAGGAAUACGUGUGGGGCUCAGGCAAUCAGGCUCUCGAGGGGUUAAUUCAGAAGUGUGGGAGGCGUGUGUGUGCUUUCAAUAACAGGGCAACUGGGGAGGAACGGGAGAGGCAGGUCUCUGAGCUGAUGGAGAUAGUCCAGCGAAUGGUGGAGGUGAAUGGAGGGAGGCAUUUCUCCAAUAGGCUCUACAUGGAGAUGAAAAGAUGGGCUGGACCAAAUGGCAAAUUACAAAGAGUUAAUAAAAGAGAUGGUACAUUCUACCACAUGUGGUGGCAGUGCAAAAAAGCGAAGGAAUAUUGGAAGGGAAUUCAUAGUAUAUUACAAAAAAUUCUGAAGAUUCAAAUCCCCCUAAAACCGGAAAUCUUUUUGUUGGGAAUUACUAAGACAAAAAUGGAAAAAAAUAAAGACAAAUUGCUAUUUCUCACCACUACAGCGGCGAGAAUCUGUUAUGCCAAACUAUGGAGGAAGAACGAAACACCUAAAAUAGAGGACUGGAGAAAAAAAACUCUUAGACGUGAGGAACAUGGACAGACUAAGUUAUCUGAUGCAGAGGAGCAAAGGGACAGCGGAGACAGAGACUGA
Messenger RNA from Anolis sagrei ordinatus, 960 nucleotides. The record is from RefSeq and is a predicted model, not a curated record. NCBI's taxonomy places the organism in Eukaryota, Metazoa, Chordata, Lepidosauria, Squamata, Anolidae.